UUAUUGCCUCUGAAGCGUCAAUUCUUCAUACCUAUUAUUACAGUGUGGAGUGUGGAGCAGGAAGCAUCUGAUCUGUUAGAGAUUGGCGUUGUAUCGUAUCGAAUUUCGCCGAAGAAUCAUUUACAAUUGUGAAAAAUGGUUGUAAGGCAGUAUCAAGAGGAGCUUAAAUACUUGGAGAAAAUUAACGAAUGUUGUUGGAGAAUCAAAAAAGGCUUUCAGCCUAACAUGAAGGUUGAAGGAGUGUUUUAUGUGAAUAACACAUUGGAACGUUUGAUGUUUGAUGAGUUGCGCAAUGCAUGUCGGCCAGGUGCAGUUGGAGGUUUCCUCCCUGGAGUGAAACAAAUUGCCAAUGUAGCAGCUUUACCUGGUAUUGUCUGGAGAUCUGUCGGUUUACCAGAUAUACACUCUGGAUAUGGUUUUGCUAUUGGCAAUAUGGCAGCAUUCGACAUGGAUGAUCCACAGUCAAUUGUAUCGCCCGGUGGUGUAGGCUUUGAUAUUAAUUGCGGUGUUCGUCUAUUACGAACAAAUUUAUUUGAGAAAGACGUCUUACCAGUGAAAGAGCAACUCGCCCAAAGUAUGUUUGAUCACAUUCCAGUUGGUGUUGGAUCUAAAGGAAUUAUACCAAUGAAUGCACGUGAUUUGGAGGAAGCUUUAGAAAUGGGGAUGGAUUGGUCUUUGAGGGAAGGUUACAUUUGGGCUGAGGACAAAGAACAUUGUGAGGAAUAUGGAAGAAUGCUUAAUGCCGAUCCAUCAAAAGUAUCAAUGAGAGCUAAGAAACGCGGACUUCCUCAAUUAGGUACGUUAGGAGCUGGAAACCAUUAUGCAGAGAUUCAAGUCGUAGAUGAAAUAUAUGACAAAUUGGCAGCAUGUAAAAUGGGCAUUGAAGAAAAAGGACAAAUUUGUGUUAUGAUCCAUUCGGGGAGCAGAGGAUUUGGUCAUCAAGUUGCCACAGAUGCACUUGUACAAAUGGAAAAAGCUAUGAAGCGCGACAAUAUUGAAACCAACGACAGACAGCUUGCAUGUGCUCAUAUAAAGUCUCAAGAAGGUCAAGAUUAUUUAAAAGCGAUGGCAGCUGCUGCCAAUUUUGCGUGGGUUAACAGGAGUUCUAUGACAUUCCUUAGCCGACAGGCAUUUGCAAAGCAAUUCAACUCAUCUCCCGAUGACUUAGAUAUGCAUGUCAUUUAUGAUGUGUCUCAUAAUAUUGCUAAAAUAGAAGAACACAUAGUUGAGGGAAAGCAGAAGACACUCUUAGUUCAUAGAAAGGGAUCGACAAGAGCUUUUCCACCACACCAUCCUUUGAUUCCUGUAGAUUAUCAAUUAACAGGCCAACCAGUCUUAAUCGGUGGUACAAUGGGUACAUGCAGUUAUGUUUUGACUGGUACGGAACAGGGUAUGAAAGAAACGUUUGGAUCAACGUGUCACGGUGCUGGUCGUGCUCUCUCAAGAGCCAAGUCACGUAGGAACUUGGAUUAUAUGCAAGUUUUGGAAAAAUUAGAAGAAUUAGGUAUAUCGAUUCGAGUUGCUUCGCCGAAAUUAGUUAUGGAGGAGGCACCAGAAUCCUAUAAAAAUGUAACGGAUGUCGUCAAUACUUGUCACGCAGCGGGAAUUUCCAAGAAAUGUAUUAAAUUGCGACCAAUUGCAGUUAUUAAAGGAUAAUUUAUACAACAUAUUUUCAUUAUCCUUUUUUAUGGCAUGUAGCAAAUCAUGUUAAAGUUAAUAUAUCAGCUAAUAAAUCUUAAAUCGUGUAUAAGAUUACUCAUA
Messenger RNA from Vollenhovia emeryi, 1761 nucleotides. It is a transcript of the gene RtcB, whose product is annotated as tRNA-splicing ligase RtcB homolog. Gene Ontology annotation, cellular component: nucleus; tRNA-splicing ligase complex. The record is from RefSeq and is a predicted model, not a curated record. NCBI's taxonomy places the organism in Eukaryota, Metazoa, Arthropoda, Insecta, Hymenoptera, Formicidae. Gene Ontology annotation, biological process: tRNA splicing, via endonucleolytic cleavage and ligation. The transcript is spliced from 11 exons. Bases 136 to 1656 code for a protein of 506 amino acids. Gene Ontology annotation, molecular function: RNA ligase (ATP) activity.